Hevea brasiliensis (rubber tree) is the source of this 735-nucleotide messenger RNA. RefSeq lists its product as uncharacterized. Bases 1 to 735 code for a protein of 244 amino acids. NCBI's taxonomy places the organism in Eukaryota, Viridiplantae, Streptophyta, Magnoliopsida, Malpighiales, Euphorbiaceae. The transcript has a single exon. The record is from RefSeq and is a predicted model, not a curated record.
AUGGAUGCAACAUUCUUUUCACCAACAUCUGUGUUUUCAGACUCACAAAAGAUAUCCCAACAAUACCAUGGGGUCAAAAACACUAGCGAUGAACCCCAGAAGAAUGGAAACAGGUCAUUUUGGACCGUGUGCCCCUACUGUUAUUGCCUGCAUGAGUAUGAUGGGAUUUACGAGGAGUGUUGUUUGAGGUGUCAAAACUGUAGGAGGCCCUUUCAUGGGGUCGCAGUGCCGCCGCCUCCGGUGGGUGUGGUGGUGGAAGGGAAGGAGCAGUAUUAUUGUGGGGUUGGGUAUUUUCCGUUGAGGUACGAUUUUGAAGGUUGCUUGGGUGGCAAGAAAGGGGAAAGUGGUGGCGGUGAUUCUUGCUUCGAUGAAAAGAAAGGAAAUAAUGAGGCGUUUAAAGAAGUUGUGGAGAAUGUGGUGGUAAUCUCUGAUGAUAGUGAUGAUGAUUUAGGCAAUCAAGAGACUGGAGAAGACAAAAAUGGGGAAAAUAGUGGCCUGGGCGUAGAAGGAGAGAUGGUGAAGAAUGGGGUUGAUAGAGUCCAUGGGAAUGUGAGAGUUGGUGAGGCAGAGUCUGUGAUGCAAGGGAGUGUGAGAAUAGAGGUAAAAAAAGAGGGGAUGAAGGUGAUGGGGAAAGUUAAGUGGGUGGCAAGGAACACGAUGAAGGUGAUGGGGAAGGGGAAGAAAUAUAUAAAGCUGGAGUCAAGGGGGGAAUCUGGGAAUCGGAGGGGCGCGUAA